Messenger RNA from Benincasa hispida (wax gourd), 758 nucleotides. The record is from RefSeq and is a predicted model, not a curated record. NCBI's taxonomy places the organism in Eukaryota, Viridiplantae, Streptophyta, Magnoliopsida, Cucurbitales, Cucurbitaceae.
UUCUCAAUUCCCAGAUUUAUUCCCAUUUAUUGAUUCUCUAUCUUCUAUGGCUUGUUUGGAUUUCAAUUUCGUUGUCCCUUCUAAAAGUUCCCAAUUCUCCCCUUGAUUGGUUCGGUGGUUGCACAGUUCUUCCAGGAGGAUAGAUUAUAAAUUUCUUAGAAUUUUAUAGGUUUGUUGGUAUAAUUAGGAAAUUUGAUGAAUGUAGGGCUAAGAUGGAAGUUUUCAUACCUGCCUCGGUUAUAAAUGCUACUCAAAUCGUGAAGCUAUUCCCAAAUGGAUGCCAUUCAUUUCAUAUGUGUAGAUUUUCGCAGUGUCUUAGUCCUGCUGGGGAGUACAAUCUUCAAAUUGGAAUUAUUAAAGGAACUGCAUCCUGACAUGGUUGCUACUUAUUCAAGCAGUGCUCAUGUUUUUUUGGGACAUCCAUUCAUUGUUGAAGCUAGUGUUAGUAUUGGAAGAAAAGAUGUGAAACAGGAGACUGCAGUAGUAAAGACAGCAGGCAAAGCAUGACACCAGACAAUGAUUUCAAAUAUUGAUUACACUGAGUUUGAGAACUUCUCUAAGUGGCUUAUUGUCUCUCAUUGGCUUCCUUCCUCUUUGACAUUUUCAUAGAAUUAUAUGGAAGCAUGUUAUUGUAUUUUGGGUAACUUUGGUGGUACAGUUAUUGUUGUCUAUAUUAUAUUUUAGGUUUGAGUUCUGUGUAUUUAUAGGUGGAAGAGAAAUAUUUUUGGCUUGACGUAGAACAAUAAAUAUGCCUACAU